GUAGGGUGCUUCGCUCAAAAUAUCCAAAAAAAUAAAAAAAAUUAAAAAGCCAAGUCCUACCACCUCCCACGCAUCCUUCUCCCGCAAAAUUGCUUGUUGCCGCGGCCACUCUUUUAGUAGACAAAAUUGAGCCUUCGGAUAUCCUGUAAUUACCAGAGCUGCCACUGUGGUGGAUUUCAGGCGACGGUUAGAUGGAGGCUGGGGUGACGACGACGACGACGACGACAACGGCGUCGUUUAGUUCGAUACUUGAUAAACCCCUCAGCCAACUAACCGAAGAAGACAUUUCUCAGCUCACUCGCGAAGAUUGUCGCAAAUUCCUCAAAGAAAAAGGAAUGCGGAGGCCGUCGUGGAACAAAUCGCAGGCGAUCCAGCAAGUGAUUUCACUAAAGGCGUUGUUGGAGAGCAACGACGAUUCCGGCGCCGGAGCUCUCCGGAAAAUCCUCGUUUCCCCGCCACCGCCGUCAGUGUCUCCACAAAAUGCAGCGGCGCGUGUGGCUUCGAAUUCAGGCGAUUCAGUAAAAGAAGGGGAAUUUGGAGAAGAAGAAAGCCCGUAUCGGCGAAAAGAUCCUCCUUUGGAACCUGCUCCCGUAGGGGAGAUAAAUUGCCGGGGCGGUGACACGGAUAACAAGAAUCUCUCUCCUAGACGUCCAUGUGAAACAAAUGAGUUGGGUGGGCAAAUGACGAUUUUCUACUGUGGAAAGGUUAACGUGUAUGAUGGAGUACCACUUGAUAAGGCACGGGCAAUCAUGCAACUGGCAGCGAAUCCUAUUGAUUUUCCUCAGGACAAUAUAUGUAGUGGAAAUGCUGCCCUUAGAUCCUUUGUGUGCAAUGUACAAGCUGCCAGUGACAAAAAUGGCCUUAUUGCUUCUGAUGCCUUGAACUCUCAUACCAUGCAAACAGAGAAUAUGGCAGAAUACCAGCAGCAGUUUGGGGAAGAAGUAAACAUCACUCGUGACUCUGAUGUAGAAGGACAGGUGAACAGAAAAUUAUCAUUGCAGAGAUAUCUUGAAAAGCGAAAAGACAGAUUUUUGAAGGGUGGAAAGAAUAUAGGACAAACUUCUACUAGCUUGGAGAUGUACCUGAACCAUCAGAUAAGAAAUCACAACUCAAAUGGACAAUCAAGCCGGAGCAGCACGAGUUCUCCACCACAAUCUGUAUUGCCACAUGCAUUUUGUAGCUCAACUGACAACCAAGCAAAACUUGCAAAUCUUUCUGUAGAUCUCAAUGAUGAGAGUGUUCAAGAACUCUGAAUUAAACAUGCUUUAUACAUCUGAACAUUGAGAAUCAAGUAAAGAGAUGUUCUUUAGGUGCAUUACCAUAGCAGACAUAGAAGGGAAGAAACAGUAACCUGAGAGCCUUCUACAUGCCUGCAUAUUAUAUGAUUUGGCUUCUAAGGGUUGAGUUUCUUACUCGGAGAAUCCUCUUUCGAAUGUUAAGAGUUUCACAAUCCUCUGAUCAAUUUUGUACCUUGGAAGUUCGGAACCAUCUUCGGUAAUUUCGUGUUUCUGAUGUUAGGAGCUAUUGGCUUUGAAGUAUAGAGCCACGCACUUGCAGCGGCUAGCACUAGCAGUGCUUUUCUUUUGCGUAACCUUUGUAUGUAAAUUUUGACUACCUUUGGCUGUGCUAAUAGCUUACUAUUUUACUGGUUGAAGUAAGCUCUAUUUCUAUCAACGAGUAUCGUCAUCUAUAUUUAGAAUUUAGGACUCAAUUUGGGCUAUGGUGACAUGAUUCCAUGCAGAUAAGCUUUUAUUUACCCCCCUAAUCCUCAUUUUUAAUUUGAAACCUUCUAGA
Durio zibethinus is the source of this 1794-nucleotide messenger RNA. Its product is annotated as protein TIFY 4B-like. The record is from RefSeq and is a predicted model, not a curated record. Gene Ontology annotation, biological process: regulation of defense response; response to wounding; regulation of jasmonic acid mediated signaling pathway. NCBI's taxonomy places the organism in Eukaryota, Viridiplantae, Streptophyta, Magnoliopsida, Malvales, Malvaceae. Gene Ontology annotation, cellular component: nucleus.